Messenger RNA from Styela clava, 644 nucleotides. RefSeq names its product interleukin-17F-like. NCBI's taxonomy places the organism in Eukaryota, Metazoa, Chordata, Ascidiacea, Stolidobranchia, Styelidae. Gene Ontology annotation, molecular function: cytokine activity. The record is from RefSeq and is a predicted model, not a curated record. Gene Ontology annotation, cellular component: extracellular region.
GCAACAUGCCAAUGACUAAUAUCGGUAAAAUGAGUUUUCUUUUUGUAAUGGCGUUUCAGCAAGUAAGCAGCGUAUUACCAAAAGUAAUGAAGGCUGAAAUAACUCGGGAAAAGUUGAAAUCAGAAUAUGAUUGCAUAGGGCUCAUUGGAAAAUCCGAAAAGGAUACUAAAAUGCUGUUACGUGAUUGUGAGUUCGCCAUGAAAUCGAGUGUGAUGACUGAAACGAAAAAGUUUAUAGAAAACGCCGUUGUGGAAGAACUAACAGAGAUUAUACAUAACUAUUUUGAGAAAGAUCGUGCAAUUUUUGCCAGACGUAAAAGAUUCACAGAUAUGGAUUGUCCGACGCUGAAUAAACAAGAUUUAUCAUCAAACGCAAAAGAAAUGCGAAAGAGAAGUCUUGCUCCUUUUGUGUAUAAACCAGAUUUUAAUCCUAACAGAUUUCCCAAACUUGUUUUGCAUGGUGUCUGCCUUUGCAGCGGAUGCAUCGAUUUAACAACAGGCCGCGAAACACUCAGUCUAUCAUCUCUAGCAAUAACUGGUAAUGUCACAGUUUUCUACAAAGAAGCCGGUGCGAUGGGUUAUACAAAGCGAGAGGAGCCGAUACCAAUUGGAUGUACUUGUGUGUAUCCACUCCAGAGUACAUAA